UGUCAAGUGCUGAUGCUAACAUGUGCCUUCUCUCCCUCUCUGUUAAUAAGUUAAUGUAUAUCCUCUCUUUCACCGCUGCCACCUCAUCCACAUUGCUUAGUUUGAUGUUGUUGUGGGGAUUUUCUUCAUUCAUUGUCGAUUUCGACACUGCUUUGAGCUUCGAAGAACAAAAUGUUCGGCUUCUCUCGUAGGCAUAUGAAACUUGGCAGUAGAUUGAAGGUCCAGCUUUCUGACACUCCCCAGGGAACUAGAAGCCCAAUCAGGCAUCACCAGAAGCGAAAUGGUGAUGGAGUUGCAAGGACAAGUGGUCAUUCUGAGGAAAUUGACAGCCAGUUUUUGUCCGGUACAGCUGAGAUGCAUACUAGUACAUCAGGGAGCUCAGAGAGCUGGAUGGUGUUGUCAAUUGCAGGGGAAAAGCCCGCUCCUAGAUCUUAUCAUGCUGCUGCGGUAGUUGAGAAUAAGAUGGUAGUGGUUGGUGGUGAAUCAGGGAGUGGAUUGUUAGACGAUGUGCAGGUGCUAAAUUUUGACAGAUUUUUGUGGACCACCGCAUCCUCUAAGCUUUACUUAUCGCCUAGCAGUCUUCCACUAAAGAUUCCUGCUUGCAAGGGGCAUUGUUUGGUUUCUUGGGGGAAAAAAGCACUCCUUAUUGGAGGGAAAACAGACCCAGCAAGUGACAAAAUUUCUGUUUGGGUGUUUGAUACAGAGACAGAGUGCUGGUCCCUCAUGGAAGCAAAGGGAGACAUACCGGUUGCUCGCAGCGGUCACACGGUUGUUAUGGCUAACUCUGUUUUAAUAUUGUUUGGAGGAGAAGAUGCCAAAAGGAGGAAACUGAAUGAUCUUCAUAUGUUUGAUCUCAAGUCCUUGACAUGGCUUCCACUUCACUACACGGGAGCAGCACCUUGUCCAAGAUUCAACCAUGUGGCAGCUCUUUAUGAUGGUAAAAUUCUAUUUAUAUUUGGAGGAACAUCAAAAUCCAGGACCUUGAAUGACUUGUAUUCACUUGACUUUGAAACAAUGGCAUGGUCAAGAAUAAAAAUACGUGGUUUCCAUCCAUCUCCAAGAGCUGGUUGCUGUGGUGUAUUAUGUGGCACUAAAUGGUAUAUUACAGGGGGUGGAAGCAAGAAAAAACGACACGGGGAGACUUUGGUAUAUGAUGUUGUAAAAAGUGAGUGGUCUGUGGCAAUUGGGUCACCUCCAUCUUCUAUUACGACCAACAAGCAGGGUUUUAGCCUUGUACUCGUGCAACACAAGGAUAAAAACUUCCUUGUUGCAUUUGGGGGAUCCAAAAAGGAGCCAUCAAAUCAGGUGGAAGUGUUGAUUACAGAAAAAAAUGAAUCAAUAAAGCGACCAACUUCGACCAAAGGUCAAAGAUCUGAAUUACUUGAAAAACAUUCAUUAUCUGCUGGAUUGGCUUCUCAACUUAAAAAGGAAUCUUCCAAACAUUUGAUUGACUCUGUUGUGCGACAAAAUCUUGCAUCUGUAAUUGAACACGGUUCUGAAAGGAAAUCUCUGUCUGAAACCCUUCUUGAACAAGAUUCCAAUUCCCUCCCUACCAAGAUCUCCCUUCGCAGGCAAUUUGAUCAUCAUGAAGAAUACAAUCCAGAUGUCAGGAUCGACAAACUUUCAGAAGAUGAAAGUUCUUUCCCUCAGGCUGCGGAUCAUAGAACAAGUCAAAAUGACCCUGGUAGUCAAAUGAGAUCAAGUGGCACCAAGACCAACAUGGAGGAACAGUUCUCAGUAUCUGGAAAUUCAAAUCAACAAAACCUCGCAUUUGGAAACCUUUUGCUAGAAAGUGAUGAUGUGUCAUUCCCAGAAAAUGUUAAAUCAGGAUCACUGUCUGCUGCUUCAAGCAUCCAUCAUCAUUAUGAAACUAAAAUGUCUUCCCUAGUGAGAAAAUUUGGCAUUCUAGAGGGGCAAUUGUCAGCUGCAUUAGGGAGCAGAGAAGUUGCUGAGAAAAGUUUAGCAUCUGCCUUUAAAAGCCGGCAGGAGAUGGAAAAAAACUUAUCUGACACACUGAAGGAGAUGGAGUUGCUGAGAGAGAAACUGGCGAGUGCAGAGUUAUCUCAAGAAGAAGCUAACAACCUUUCGAACUUGGUCCAUGCUGACAAUGUAAGGCUUGAGCAUGAUGUGGCUUUCCUCAAGGCUGUUUUUGAUGACACUCAAAAGGAAUUGCACUCAACCAGAGGGGUUCUUGCAGCAGAAAGAGCCAGGGCAUUCCAAUUACAGGUUGAAGUUUUCCAUCUCAAACAGAGACUUCAAUCAAUAGAGAAUCGAGCCCCUACUCCUAGGAAACCUUUUCACGUAUAAUGCUUUGCAAGGUCAAAUGAUGACAUGCCUAUGAACUUCAGCACAAAUGAUGAGACAAUCCUUCUAUAUUAUGUGGACACAAUCUAUCAGGGGAAGUGCAAUUGGAUGAUGGCGUUGAAGACCUACAGAAAGACAAGCACAUUUUAUAGAACUUACCUUUUGGCUGAGAAAAUUGGAUCUGUAAUGAUGUUUUUUAACCACUGAGCUUCACCUUUCUUGAUAAA
Molecule: messenger RNA, 2531 nt
Organism: Vigna angularis (adzuki bean)
Lineage: Eukaryota; Viridiplantae; Streptophyta; Magnoliopsida; Fabales; Fabaceae
Product: acyl-CoA-binding domain-containing protein 6
Exons: 17
Coding region: 172-2307 (711 amino acids)
Molecular function (GO): protein binding
Source: RefSeq, a predicted model, not a curated record